UAUCUUUUUUUUUUCAAUCAUAGAGCAUUUGAAGAUGGGGAUAAUCAGAAGCAGCUUCUCUUUUUUGCUGGGAACUGGCUGCGGCAUUUACAUUGCCCAGAAUUACAAUGUUCCGAAUAUAAAGAAGCUUGCGAAUACAUGGCUUUUCGUGGCUAAGCACAUUGAAGAAACUUACAGGAAGCCAAAGCAGAAAGAUGACGAUUAGCCAUUGAUAUGUACUUCCAUACACUUUGAACAAAUGAGAUAAUACUGCAAAAGAUGAAGCACUGGGGAUGCGGUGGUUACUUUUUUGGAGAUCAAAUUUGUCUGCACUUAUCAUCUCACAUAUUGAAGAUUCAAUUAGUGAGCAGGGAUUCGUUUCUGGGAUGCAAACUCUGCAGCAUAGCUUAUUGUGACUGAAUUUCUUCUACUGCUUCUAUAAACCCUUUAUUUUUUUGAGAGAACUUUUGUAAGCUAUGUUAAGACACCUCAUCUUGUGGAUGCUCUAAAUUGCAGCAUAAUCUACAACUAUUGGUAUUUGUUUGCCCGUAUCA
Messenger RNA from Elaeis guineensis (African oil palm), 533 nucleotides. The record is from RefSeq and is a predicted model, not a curated record. NCBI's taxonomy places the organism in Eukaryota, Viridiplantae, Streptophyta, Magnoliopsida, Arecales, Arecaceae.